AUGAAAUAAGAUGACAUUCAAUCUCCUUAGUUGUGUGACAAUUUUCCACCUAGACUUCCAAAUCCAAGGAGAUCAGCAAUCUUCAAAUAACAAAAUGCUAUUAGUCUAACAAAAUUAGACACAAGACUAUAAGAAAAGAAUGACAUGCUUGUUGCACAAAUUUAAAAAAUUGUUAAACAUAUGCCUUCUGAUGAUAAGUAACUUAAAGCAGAAAGACAUAUUUAUGAUGCUUACUAUUUGAGAACCAUUCGUAAUGAUAUUGAUCUUGCAGAUAAAGUAAUUUUAAAAUAUCUUUGGAUCAUUGAAAAUAGCAGAAUUUGGAGUGGAUAUCUAUUAACAUUAACAAUCUUCUAUCAAAUUAUCACUUUCUUUGAAAAACCUUAUCCUGAAUCUGACUUCUAUGAAGCACCUGAAAUUGGCAAUAUUGAAUUGUUCAUAUUAAUAUUUCUUACUAUUGACUUCGUAAUAACUUUAAUUUUGCUGGCAACUAAAAAAAAUGAUGGAGGAUUCCAAUUUAACACAAAAAGAAUGAUAAAGAUGUUGUUCUAUUUAGUUUGUGUAACAGAUUUCAUAAAUUGGAAGAUUGAUUAAAAUCAAAUCCGAUUCAGUAGAUUAAUUAGACCAGCAUUAAUGAUAUUUUAUUCUAAAGAUCUAAGACGAAAUCUUAAGGGAAUAGUCAAAGCAAGUAAAGAUUUACUUUUAUUAUUAUUACUUUAUGUAAUAAUUAUAUCCACAUUUGCUUUUAUUGGAAUAAAUUUAAUUGGAUAAUUGGAAACUGUUGAUUUAGAAACAUAAGAUUAUGGAGACUUCUUCAAAUUAUUUAGUAUGUUAUUUAUGGCUGCUACUCUUGAUUUCUAUCCUGAUAUUAUGAUUCCUCCUAUUUUCUAAGGUACUUUCUAUGCUCUCUACUUUGUAAUAUAUAUCAUACUCUUUUUGUUUCUAUUUUAGCCAAUUCCUUUAGCUGUUGUCUAUGAAGGAUUUCGUAAACAUAGAAUGUAGAUUGCAAUAUAAGAUAUCAUAAAAUAAAAAUCUGCUAUGAUGGCAAGUUUUAUCUCAUUGGAUUCAAAUGAUGCAGGUUUCUUGACUGAAAAUUAAUUUAAGAAAUUCUUAAAAACCUUUUAUCAUGAUUAAUUAACAGAUGAUGAAGUAAAAGUCCUCUUCUCAGAAAUAGACAAAGAUUUCAAGUAAUUUAUAAUUAUCAAAUAGUGAUAAGAUUUAAUUCGAUGAAUUCAAUCAGUUACUCUAUGUAUUAUAGAAUAGUAAGAAAAUUUCCUUACCAAGAUCUAAACCACUUAAAUGUUGGGAAUCUCUAAGAAAUUUUCUAAAUAAACAUGGAUUAAAGAAAUUUAUUGAAUCUAAUGUAAUUAUGAUAUAAUAAUAGAUAAGUUUUUUGGUCUAAUUAUGUUCUUAGUUACAAUAAUAAAUUGUGGAUUGAUUAUAUCUGCAUUUUUUAUAGAAGAUUUAAGUGUACUUGCCAUAUUUGAUACUAUUGAUACAGUGUUUUUAGGAAUCUUCAUUUUUGAAUGUCUAAUGAAAAUAAUAGCCUUAGGAAUAUAUGACUUUUUUGUAGAUGGUUGGUAUUAAUGUUUUAUAUUAUCUGUAGGAAUGUUUUUGAUAUUUCAUUGAUAUUUUUAUAGAUAUUGUUUGAUUAUAUUUUAUUCAGUUUUGUAACUGGAAAUAUUGUAUAAUCUAUCAAAGCGAAUAGGAUUUUGAGAAUUGCAAAAAUCUAAAAGGUUUUUAGACUUUUUAGAGCCUUUAGAUCAAUAAAAUUAGUUGGAUAUUUAUUGAGAGGAUUAGAAAUAUUUGCUCAUGUGAAAAACUUAUUAUACAAGAUCAUCAUUUGUGUACCUCUUAUUCUUAGAUUAAUUCUGCCUGUAUAGAUUGUUUUUUUUACAUAUUCUUGUAUAGGGAUUUAUAUUUAUGGAGGAAUUUAAACAGAUGAUUAGAAUCCUUUUUCAAACAAUUCAUGUGAUCCAAAUGAAUUUAGAUUUUUAUGGGGUUAAUGUAAAUAUGCAGAUUUUAAUUCAAUGGGUGGAUCUUAUUUAAUGAUGUUAUAAGUAUUUACAGCAUCAUCAUGGGGACAAUUAGUUUUUGAACUUUCCUUUGACACUAAGAAUUUAGUGAUCCCAAUGAUUUUUAUUGGUUCAUUUGUUUUUCUCUCAAUAUUCUUAUUAGCACUUAUUGGAGGUUUAGUAUGGGAAGUAUUUACAGUAGUAUCUAAGACAUUAUUUGAAUAAGAGAUGGAACAAUUCAAACCAGAAGAGAGAGUGGCCUUUUAACUUAAUUUUUAAGAUGAAGCUUUGCUAGGUAGUAGUUUGGGAACUGAAUAUGAUAUUCGAAAUGGAACUUAAUUAAGUAAUGCUAUUCAGUUACAAAAGAAAACUGCUAUUCUUAAUGAUGAUAACCCAGAUAUAUUGGAAUUUAGACCUAGGAAUGUAGGUCUUAGAGUACAUUAAGAUGAUAAAUUGGAUAUACCUGUUGAAUUGGAUUUUCAAAUUGAAACACAAAUGUACAGUAAAGUACUAAGAGUAGGAAUCAAUCCAAAUUAAGUAAGUAGGAAAUUAAAACCUUAAGGUGAUUUAGCUUAAAUAGUUGAAGAUGAAUUAUUAGAGAUUUAGAAAUUGUAUUGUGAUUACUUUAUUGAUUAUUAAGAAUUUUUGGAAAUCAAAUUUAUUAAAGAGUCUCAUAAUAUUUAUAAUGUUACUACAGAAUAUGUAGUACAUAUUAGAAAUGAGAUUAAGAAAGAUGAAAUGUUUAAAAGGAAACAUGUAAAUAUUUCUAAUCAUGAUUUACUAAUUUAAAAUGCUGUUUUAAGAGACACUAGUGAAAUGUAUAUUAAAUAAUAAGAAGAUUAAUAUUUUAAAACUGAAUAUGGUUAAAAAUUUGAAUUAAUUAAAGAACUUAAAUUUUAAAGUAAAUUUAAAGUUGAGAGUAAGAUACUCUUCUCUUUAAUGGGUAUAUUGAAAUUUCCAAAACCUAAUAUUAAAUAUUUCUUUUAAAUUUUAUAUUUGAUAGAAAAUUAUUUUACUUAUUAAUUGUUACCAGAUUGUUCAUUUUUUAAAUUAUUACAUUAAAUGGAUGGAAAAUGGUAUAUGAUAAGUAUUGAAGAUAAGUAAAUUGUAUUUACUAAAAUUGGAGCUGGACCUUGGACACAUGAUAAUUUAUUGUUUGAUUAAGGUUAAAUGAGAAUUUGUGAGAAUUUGAAAUUUAUGAAAGAAAUUAAGAAUACUGAAGUGAAAUCACAUAUAAGAGAAUUUCAUACCAGCAUGAAUAAAAUGGCUAAAUAAUUCGAACUUGAUAUUACAAAAAUAGAUGUAAGGAGUACAAUAGUAUUAUAUCAAAUAAAAAAUGAACGUUAUGCUCCUCCUGAUUCUGCUACUCCCAGAAUGAAUGGAUAAAAACCAAUCAUUAGUCCAAGAUAUAUGACAAUGAGUGUUAAGAAUGUUUAAGUAAGUCAGGUUAAUGUGGAAGUGAAUUCUUUUAAUGAAGAUGAUAAUCCAGAAGAGAUAUUUUAAAUGGGUGCUAAUGUUGAUGAAUGUCAUAGACAUGUAAGUUAAACUAUGAUAUUUGUUCUGUCAAAGAUAUAAGCAUAAGAGAGUAGGAUUGUAUAUUAAAAUUAAGUAAUGUUGGCUUAAUUUGUCUUAGAUUUGGCUGGAGUUAUUAAGAACUAUUCUGAUAAUUUCUUUUAAUAAUUAGAGGAAUUAUAUUCUUUACGUAGUAAAUAAAGAGGAGUAAAAUAAAAAUGA
Messenger RNA from Paramecium pentaurelia, 3746 nucleotides. The record is from the annotation of a GenBank genome assembly. NCBI's taxonomy places the organism in Eukaryota, Ciliophora, Oligohymenophorea, Peniculida, Parameciidae.